Messenger RNA from Chrysoperla carnea, 2205 nucleotides. Its product is annotated as spidroin-2-like. The record is from RefSeq and is a predicted model, not a curated record. Bases 16 to 2040 code for a protein of 674 amino acids. NCBI's taxonomy places the organism in Eukaryota, Metazoa, Arthropoda, Insecta, Neuroptera, Chrysopidae. The transcript is spliced from 4 exons.
GUGAAUUUGACCACAAUGAAAUUAUUGAUUGCAUUUGUUGGAAUGUUGGUAGUAGUAUCUGCUAUAGACAUGUAUUCUGGAUAUCCAUAUUAUUACCCAUAUGGAGGACUACGCACUCAAUACCAUUCUCAAGAUGCUUUAGGGCAAUAUUCAUUUGGAUACACUGGUGGACCAUCAAGUCGCCAUGAGCUACGUGCAUGGGAUGGUAGUGUACAUGGAUCAUACAGUUAUAUUGAUGCUAAUGGAAUCCAACAAACAAGAAAUUAUCGUGCCCAUCCAUUACUUGGUUUUCAAGUAGCUGGUACUGAUAUUCCAGUUGCACCAAAAGCUGCAUUGUUGUGUUGUCUGUUUGCGGUAGCAACCGCUAGUUACAGUCCAUAUAAUGGAAUUGGUCUGUAUGGAUAUGGAAGCUAUCAUGGACCUCAACAUCUUCCAGUAAUUGGACCAAAUGGUGUGCCAUUAGAAGAACCUGCAAAUGUAGCAGCUCGUCAACAACAUGCUGCAGCCGUUGUUGAAGCAAAAGCGCGUAAUGGAGAUUAUGGUUAUGGUGGAUAUGCUGGAGCAUACGGGUAUGCUGCUGGUGUACCAGCUGUGGCUUAUGGUUAUGGCCACGGCUAUGCUGCACAUGGUGUACCAGUAAUUGGACCCCAUGGUGUCCCAUUAGAACUCCCAGCAAAUGUUGCUGCUCGUGCACAACAUGCAGUAGCUGUUGCACAAACUAAAGCCCGUGAUUAUGGUUAUGCAGGUGCAUUGUAUGGUGGACACGGAUUAUAUGGACAUGGAUUAUAUGCUGCACAACACGUUCCAGUUAUUGGACCACAUGGUGUUCCAUUAGAACCACCAGCAAAUGUGGCUGCACGUCUCCAACAUGCUGCAGCACAUGCCGCAGCCAGAGCACACACCGGAUAUUAUGGCCAUUGGCGUAAGCGUCGUAGUGUUUAUGGUGCAUAUUAUGGUGGAUAUCCAGGACCACAACACAUCCCAGUCAUUGGACCAAAUGGUGUUCCAUUAGAACCACCAGCAAAUGUAGCAGCUCGUGCCCAACACGCUGCAGCACAUGCUGCUGCUAGUCAUGGUGCCUACUAUGCACCUGGUGCAUAUGGAGCCUAUGGUGGCUAUGGAGCUUAUGGUGCCUAUGGAGCUUAUGGACAUGGAGUACCACUUACAAUUAAUGGUGUACCACAAGACACACCUGCAGUAGCUCAUGCUAAAGUAGCACACUUUGCUGCUGUUGCCGAAGCUAAAUCACGUGUUGGGUUAGGAUAUGGUGCUCCAUACGCCGGGCUUUAUGCAGCUGGGCCAUAUGCCGCACCAUAUGGUUAUGCUCGUUUAUCUCAUAGUGGUCUCCCAUUAGAUACUCCAGAAGUAGCUGCUGCUAAAGUUGCACAUUUAGCUGCACAUGCCGCGGUUGUUUUAUCCUGUGUUUUGGCAGUCGCCUACUCCGCAUACAAUGGUCCAUUAGCUAACAUUGUUAUCGGACCUGGUGGUGUACCUGUAGAACCAGCAGCAAAUAUUGCCGCACGUAAUUUACACGCACAAAAAGUCGCUGAAGCUAGUGGCCAACCUGCAUAUGCUCCAUACAAUCAACAAUACAACCCAGCUCCACAAUACAACCCAGCUCCACAAUACAACCCAGCCCCACAAUACAACCCAGCUCCACAAUAUAACCCAGCUCCACAAUAUAACCCAGCCCCAGCAAACUACGGUUAUGCUCCACAACAAAAUGCUUUACCACAAGAUACACCCGAAGUUGCCGCUGCCAAAGCCCAACACUUUGCCGCUGUAGCUGCUGCUGAAGCCGCCGCUGCACGCAACGGAUAUCAACAACCACAAUCUUAUGCUCCAGCUCAACCCUCAUAUGGUGGAUACGCUCCAGCUGGUCCAGCCGCUGGUUACGGAUAUGCUCCACUUCCACAAAACGGUGUCCCAGUAGACAACCCAGAUGUAGCAGCUGAACGUGCUGCUUUCCUCGCAAAACACGCUGCCGCAACAGCUGCCGCUCAACAAGCUGCCGCCGCUGCUGGACCUAGUUAUUAUUAAACUCAACCUAUUGUGAUGUAAUUUUAAUUUUUUUUUUUGUUUUUGACAGACAUGACUGACUUGAAUUUAAAAAAAGUGAUUGAGCGCUGUCAAAUCAAUUGUACAUUUUCUUUAUGUUUUUAUAUUGACGUACGCAAUUCUUUUGGAUAAAACAAUUACUUUGUA